Heterobilharzia americana is the source of this 2084-nucleotide messenger RNA. The record is from the annotation of a GenBank genome assembly. NCBI's taxonomy places the organism in Eukaryota, Metazoa, Platyhelminthes, Trematoda, Strigeidida, Schistosomatidae.
AAAUUAGGUAGAACGGCGGGACUUAUAAAGUUGCUUUGCAUAGUUGUGUAUUUGUAGGCUUAUCUAUGGUUUGGAACGGAAAGUCUCUUCGCAAUUUUGAUGCGUUUGCAAAACCACUCAAGGAUUUCCGCGUGAAAACACUCUCAGGAGCAAUAGUCUCAAUUUUGAGUAGUUUCAUAAUCGGCAUUUUAUUCACAUCGGAACUGCUCUCAUUUAUGCACCCUCAAAGUAAACAGGAGAUAAUUGUAGACGUUAACCGUGGAGAGCAGAUGUCUAUUUAUUUGGAUAUAACUCUGAACCAUAUACCCUGCUCACUCCUUCGAUUAGACACAAUGGAUACAACGGGUGCUCAGCAGCUGAACGUUAUGCAUGAAAUGUUUAAAACCAGUGUUUCACCUGACGGGACUCCCCUUUCGGAUAGCGUUCGUCAUACUGUCAAUGAUCCUUCGGCUAUCGAAACGGCAAAAGACCCUAACUACUGUGGUUCUUGUUAUGGGGCAGCUUCUCCUAAAAGAAAGUGCUGCAAUACAUGUGAAGAAGUUCAGUCGGCAUAUCAUGAGAUGCAAUGGGUGUUCACCAACGCUUCAGCAUUCGAACAAUGUCGAAAUGAAGACUGGGACAACAUGAAGCGAAAGAUAGGUAGUGAAGGUUGCAGAAUUCAUGGAAGUCUGACCGUCAAUAGAGUUGCUGGAGCCUUCCAUAUUGCUCCUGGUCAUAGCUACACCGAGGAGCAUACACAUGUGCAUAGUAUUCAGAGUAUCGGACUCGUUCAAUUUAACGUAUCCCAUUCAAUUGGAACACUUCGUUUCGGUGACUCAUAUCCUGGUCAAAUUAAUCCACUUGACAAUGCAAAGAUGACAAUCGAAAAACAUUCACAAAUGAUCUCUUAUUAUUUGAAGCUGGUACCGACAAUGUAUUCUAGCGUAAGUAGACAGGAAGGCAUUCUAUUAACUAAUCAGUACUCCGCUACCUGGCAUUCUAAAGGUACUCCCCUAUCUGGGGAUGGUCAAGGGUUACCUGGUGUAUUUUUCAACUAUGAAAUUGCUCCUUUACUUGUGAAAAUUACUGAAGAACACAAGUCAUUUGUACAUUUCUUAACAAAUACAUGUGCAAUCAUUGGUGGAGUGUUUACAGUGGCAAGUCUUCUGGAUGCAUUCAUUUACCAGUCCUCAUGUGUAAUACGUAACCGUUUCAAUAAAACUUAACUGUAACUUAUUCACUAUAGAUAAGAAAUUGUUGUGUACACAAACUUUAUCAAUUUUUUGAUCGUUGUUACCUAUUCCUUUAUUGUUUUACUAACUGUACUUGUCUUUCAUUUUCUUUCAUUAGUGUAUCGUAGGUUGGAUUAUUUUGACUUUGGUUUUGUCUAUACACUGAAGGAUUCCCUAAGUCUUUCCAUUUUGCCUUUACCUACAGCACCUACUUUUUCCUUCUUAUACAUACGUAUACAAAUGUAGUUGAAUUACAUAGAGGACACUUGUAAACUCCUUAAACGUGAACAAGUCUUACUGUUUUACAAAGACUUAGUAAACGUUUUCAUCAUUAAGUUCUUACUUUAAAACGUUGUAGUCAGUGUUUAAUAACUAGAAAUAAAUAAAUCUGCGCCUCGGUUGGUUAAGUAAUAUCCAGUUGUCGAUUCUUACUUUCUAAAAUGUUUCACCUGUUAACUUAUCACAUGGCUAAAGGUAUAUACUACUCCUGUACUAUUCAUGUUUUCUUCAAUAAGUACAGAAUUUCGAAGGUAAAUUCACGCGUUGUUUCAGAAUUUUUCCUUUUGAUUGAUCCAUAUGUGUAUGUUUAAACCAGAAAUAUCCGAGAGAGGGAGAGAGAUGUCUAUGAAUAACAUAUGUUUACUUUGUCUAAUAUGCAUAAAAAACUUAGCUUACUGAGUGGUCGUCAAGUUAGUAUCAUCCUUUUAUAACAUCCUACACAGCCUAACAAAAUACUCAAUUCGCUGGAAUGAUGGAAUUUUCAACGUUUAUAUCCCCUAGUCUAAUGAGAAGUGCACUUCUGUUGAUAUUCAUAUAUGUUAUCCCGCUAGAUAGUUCUGUAAGAACGAGAAUAUAGUUGUUUGAUGUUCUCCA